AUGGCUGAACCUGGCUGUGAGACCUCUUCUGAGGAAAGCCUACGCACCAAGGAGCCCACAGCAGCAGACUCGAUGAGCCCAAAGCAGAAGCAGCCCAGGCGCGGAGGCCGCCGCCGUGGCCGUGGGCGUGGCCGCGGUUGCCGCCGCCUUGUCUGCCGCCGCCAUCGCCGCCCCGACAGUUUCGCCACCUACUUCCUCAGGGUUCUGAAGCAGGUUCACCAGGGCCUGAGCCCCUUGCAGGAGGCCGUGAGCGUCAUGGAUUCGUUCGUCAAGGACAUCUUCGAACACAUCGCCGACGAGGCCUCUCACUUGGCCCACUCCACCAAGUGCUCCACCAUCACCACCAGGGAUAUCCAGACAGCUGUGUGCCUGCUGCUGCCCGGGGAGAUUGGCAAGCACACCGUGUCCGAGGUUAUCAAGGCCGUCAUUAGGUACUACAGACGCAAAGGAGCUGCCUCUGGACCGCCUGACCACCUCUCAAACCAAAGGCUCUUUUCAGAGCCACCUCACUUGGCACAAGAGACCUGUAACUCUCCAGACACCCGCCUACUCUAG
Molecule: messenger RNA, 555 nt
Organism: Callorhinus ursinus (northern fur seal)
Lineage: Eukaryota; Metazoa; Chordata; Mammalia; Carnivora; Otariidae
Product: histone H2B-like
Cellular component (GO): nucleosome
Molecular function (GO): DNA binding; protein heterodimerization activity; structural constituent of chromatin
Source: RefSeq, a predicted model, not a curated record